This is a messenger RNA of Encephalitozoon intestinalis ATCC 50506, 1617 nucleotides long. RefSeq lists its product as uncharacterized. The transcript has a single exon. The record is from RefSeq and is a predicted model, not a curated record. Lineage: Eukaryota; Fungi; Microsporidia; Unikaryonidae. The coding region runs from base 1 to 1617 and encodes 538 amino acids.
AUGAAUAAAGAAGGCCAUCGAAUGGAACUGGAGGAUGAAAGACAUGCCAUAAUAUUGGAGAAUGUCUUCUAUCUUCUUUGUGGGGUUGACACCACCCACUUAAGGAUAGGAGUGAAGGACAAGAGGUAUGCAUUGAUAGGAGACCCGACAUAUCCUCCUCAGCUUAUUCUUCCGUUUGAAUCGCUAGCAAUCAAUGUAAGAGUUCUCAACAAGUUUAUAUUGAAGUCACAGUAUUCAUCCGAUACAAUUCGAGAAAUGGUAGGAGACUACUUUGAGGCUAAGAUCGGCAAGUACUUGAAGGAUCUUAUGGGCCUUCGAUGCCAAACACGGAGUAUUGAGAUGCUUAUAGUGAGCCUUGGAAGCCGAGUCGAGGAGUUUGAUGAGAUGAAGGAAAUUGUAGACGACAUUAGGGACAUGUCGGGAGUUCGGAUACUGAACCAUCUUAAGAAAAGAAGGGAUAGAACUGUACAUUUUCUAGGUCUUUAUGAUGAUCUCAUUAAUCCUUGCAUUCACCGAAUAAGAGAAGAGGUGCAAGGUUGGGUUACAGAAGGGCUGAUGCCGAGCAGUGAGUUUAUGGUGAAGAAAAACGAGUGCUUGAAUGAAUUUACGGAUUGUGUGUGGACACAUUGGUAUAGGAUUGCCCAGGAUAACGUGCCAUACUUUUUGGAAGAUCACAAGAACCUUAUCUACAAUUGUGGAAGGAUAGUCAAUCUCGGACGGAUGAUCCAUGGGAAAAACAUAUUCCACAACUUGGCAGAGGAGUAUGGGAAUCUUGGGCUUACAGGGUUAAAUUCAUAUCUGAACACACAGUUUUUAGAGUCACUUCGAAGUAGCCUUGAAAGGGAAUUGGAUGUAAUGUAUAGAUAUCUUCUGGUGAAUGAGUCGUCUCUGUACUUAGACAUUUUCGAAGAGUUAGGGGACGAGAUGUUCUUCCCAAACGAAAGAACGGUUGCCAAGAUGAAUGCCAUUCGAGAGUCGAAGAAUGCGGAGGGCCUUAUCUUUAGAAGAUCGGAUGUGCCCACCAACAAGUAUAUCCUGGAGAUUUUGAAUACCAAGAUGGAGGCCUGCCAGGAAAGGCAUCUUACUAUGCUACAGCUCCUGACUGUCGAAUACACUCCAUCGAUCCUCAGGAAUUUCUUGUCACCAAGAACGGUUUCUGAGCUGGAGAUAAUUUUUAGGUUCCUAUUUACACUUACUGGGUUGUCAUACUACAUGAGCAGAUUCAAAGGGUUUUGGUUUGCAAGGAUGGCGGCAAUGGUUGUGGACAAAUUCAGGUUUUCGAUCCAUUCAAGAAUGAAGCCUGUUAGGGUAGAAAAGGAUAUGGAUUACAUAAGAGACUCCAUGCUCUCAAGUACUAAGAAGUGGCUUCGAGACAUGUAUCUUACAAGCGGGAAGGCGUAUCAUGCAUGGAGCAAUUUUUUUGAUCUUUGUUUCAACUUCUUGGACGUCGAGUACAAGUCUGCCCUUAGCAAGGAAGAGAUAAAGAUGUUUGAGGGUCGAUUGGUUGGAAGUAUAGUACUUCUUAAGGAUGUAUUGGAGGUUACCGAGCACAGUGACUUGUUUGUUCACUUCCUGGGUAGCACCCAAUGGAUAGACAUAGGCGGUGGUUCUGUGUAG